Molecule: messenger RNA, 698 nt
Organism: Girardinichthys multiradiatus
Lineage: Eukaryota; Metazoa; Chordata; Actinopteri; Cyprinodontiformes; Goodeidae
Exons: 2
Coding region: 281-589 (102 amino acids)
Source: RefSeq, a predicted model, not a curated record
ACUACGAGUAUUUGGUCAUGCCUUUUGGCCUAACCAACGCCCCUGCUGUAUUUCAAGCUUUGGUUAAUGAUGUCUUGAGGGACAUGGUGGGGCAUUUUGUGUUUGUGUACCUUGAUGACAUCUUGAUUUACUCACAAGACCAGGAGACGCAAAACUGCAUGUCCGGUCUGUUCUUCUCCGCCUUCUCCAGAAUCACUUAUUUGUCAAGGCUGAGAAGUGUGAAUUUCACACCACCUCCACUUCCUUCCUUGGGUUCAUAAUUUCCCCCAAUCAAGUCAUUAUGGAUCCCUCCAAGGUUAAGGCGGUUUCUGAGUGGCCUACACCUUUAGAUCGCAAACAGCUACAAAGGUUUCUGGGGUUUGCUAAUUUCUACCGCCGUUUUGUUCGCAACUACAGCCAGGUUUCUGCCCCUCUUCACGCCAUCACUUCUCCCAAGGUCAGGUUUGAAUGGAAUGAUCAGGCAGAGGAGGCCUUUGUCAAGCUCAAGAAAUUAUUCACCACUGCUCCAGUUCUCCGGUCCCCCAACCCAGAAAGGCAAUUCAUCGUUGAGGUUGAUGCCUCCAGCACUGGGAUCACUGUCCCAUGCUGAACGCAACUAUGAUGUGGGGGAUCGAGAACUCCUAGCAGUCAAGCUGGCUCUUGAGGAGUGGAGGCACUGGUUGGAGGGGUCGAAGGAGCCGUUUCUUGUCUGGACUGAC